AUGCAGGUCUCCGCAGUCCUCGCAUCCCACCCCGUCUUCCGCGCCAUCCCCUCCCUCGCCGAGCGUGUCCCGAUCGCCGGCGGCGUGCUCCCUCCACCCUUCGACGUGGUCCACGUCGGCUGUACCGAACUUGUUUCUUUGCUGCAGGUGACCACGACCAGUGCUGUAUCGCCCGCGCCACUGCAAGAGGCAAUUGGCCUCAAGAACAGGAUCGAUCUGGCAGUCGCCGUCUUUGGCCUCGACGCCAACCUCCAGCAGCUUGCCACGGAUGGUGACCUCGGUUUCGGCCGCCUCUACCAGCGCAUCGACACCUUCGGCGGCGGGUUGACGGAUGCUAUCGACGACAUUGUCAUCUCUAUCGAUGACUUGGACGAGAGGGUCGACGAACGCCUCGCCAGACUCUCGGAGCGGAUGGACAACCUUGCUGUCGAGCUGGAAUCCCAGCGCAUUCGCUCGACCAACCCAGCUCGUGCCCUCGCCCGCCUCCCGGUCCUUGUCCCCCGUCACCUUGGCCGUCCCCUCCCCCAGGGCGUGCCCGGCGAGUUUGCCAACCCUGGCGGCAUCUCCAACGCCGGCACGGCGGUCCUGCGCGGCAUGGUCGCGUACUACCUGGAAGCCGACGCCGACACUCUGCCCGUCAUGUCCAAGGAGGACAUGGUCCCCGUCAUUCGCCGCCUCCUCGGACUCGACUCGGUCAUGCACGCUUAA
Apiotrichum porosum is the source of this 708-nucleotide messenger RNA. RefSeq lists its product as uncharacterized. The record is from RefSeq and is a predicted model, not a curated record. The transcript has 3 exons. Lineage: Eukaryota; Fungi; Basidiomycota; Tremellomycetes; Trichosporonales; Trichosporonaceae. Bases 1 to 708 code for a protein of 235 amino acids.